Messenger RNA from Andrographis paniculata, 1773 nucleotides. Its product is annotated as AP-4 complex subunit mu. NCBI's taxonomy places the organism in Eukaryota, Viridiplantae, Streptophyta, Magnoliopsida, Lamiales, Acanthaceae. The record is from RefSeq and is a predicted model, not a curated record. The coding region runs from base 111 to 1463 and encodes 450 amino acids. The transcript has 14 exons. Gene Ontology annotation, cellular component: clathrin adaptor complex; cytoplasmic vesicle; trans-Golgi network. Gene Ontology annotation, biological process: protein targeting; Golgi to lysosome transport.
AUAAACUAAAUUCCGAGGGGGCAAAGUGCAAUUCAAAAUCAAGGAUUUACAGGCAGGGCAGAGCUCGAACAGGCGAACGAGUUGCCGUGUGGUACACCUCACUUCUCGCCAUGAUCUCUCAGUUCUUCGUGCUUUCCCAGCGAGGUGACAACAUCGUCUUCCGAGACUAUCGAGGUGAUGUGCAGAAGGGAAGUGCGGAGAUAUUCUUUCGGAAAGUUAAAUUCUGGAAAGAAGACGGGAAGGGGGAAGCGCCGCCUGUCUUUAAUCUGGAUGGGGUAAACUAUUUUCAUGUGAAGGUGGUUGGCCUGCUAUUCGUUGCAACCACAAGGGUCAACUUGUCUCCUUCCUUAGCCUUGGAGCUUUUGCAGAGGAUAGCACGUGUCAUCAAAGAUUACCUUGGUGUUCUUAAUGAGGAAUCAUUAAGAAAAAAUUUUGUGCUUGUAUAUGAACUGCUUGAUGAAGUUAUAGACUUUGGAUAUGUUCAAACAACAUCUACUGAAGUUUUGAAGUCUUACAUAUUCAAUGAACCAAUUGUGGUUGAUGCUGCACGAUUACCUUCUCUUGGUCCAGCAGCCUUAUUUAUGCAAGGAAGCAAACGAAUGCCUGGAACGGCUGUUACUAAAUCUGUUGUUGCAAAUGAACCUGGUGGUAGGAGGAGGGAAGAGAUAUUUGUCGAUGUAAUCGAGAAAAUAAGUGUCACCUUUAGCUCUAGUGGUUAUGUAUUGACUUCUGAAAUUGAUGGCACCAUUCAAAUGAAGAGCUAUCUCACUGGAAAUCCAGAAAUCAGAUUAGCGCUCAAUGAUGAUCUCUUUAUUGGAAGAAGCGGGGUAUCUAGCUACGGGUAUAGUUCUUCAGGGGGAGGAGCAGUUAUUUUGGAUGAUUGCAAUUUUCAUGAAUCUGUACAUAUGGAUAGCUUUGAUGUUGACCGUACAUUGAGUUUGGUACCGCCAGAUGGUGAAUUCCCUGUAAUGAAUUAUCGGAUCACCCAGGAAUUCAAGCCCCCGUUUUCCAUUAACACCUUAAUUGAAGAGGCGGGGUCGCUUAAGGCUGAAGUGAUUCUGAAAGUUCGCGCGGAGUUUCCUUCAAGCAUCACAGCUAACACCAUUCUAGUCGAGAUGCCGUUGCCAUCAUUUACCAACAGAGUCAAUUUUGACUUGGAACACGGUAUGCCUGGACAGAAUGCGGAUUUCAAGGAAUCACAGAAGAAACUCGAAUGGAGCAUGAAGAAGAUAGUUGGGGGUUCGGAACACACUCUACGUGCAAAGUUAAAUUUCUCGCAGGAGUUGCACGGAAACAUCACUAAAGAAGCCGGACCUGUUAGUAUGACCUUCACUAUACCUAUGUAUAAUCCUUCAAGGCUGCAGGUGAAGUAUUUGCAGAUAGCUAAAAAGACAAAAAACUCCAAUCCGUAUCGCUGGGUGAGAUAUGUCACUCAGGCAAACUCCUACGUUGCUCGGAUCUGAAAGCAAUCCCGGCUUCAUCUGUUUUAUACAUUUGAAGCUUUUGGCUGAGAUGGUAGAUGCUAGAUGCUUAAUGGUGAUGGGAUUUGCUGGUGUACGUCAAUGGUGAUGAUGAUUGGGAUUUUUUGCAUCGGUAGAGCUGUAAAAUGAACGAGGUAAUUCUAAUGUUUGUGUUCGUCUCGACUUGUUGUAACUGUAAAUGAUGGUAAAUUUGGGUUGAGCAUCUUUGGUUGGCUAAAUUUACUCAUCAAAUUUGGGGUCCGUUUAAUGAUCUGUUGGAACAUUAGUUAGUUCUAUGCUCUUGAUUUACUUC